GCGGUUUGCUCAAGAAGGACCCCGACCCCUGGACGAUUUUCAGGUAUCGGCAUUUUCAAGCGCUGAGAUUGGAAAACUUUCUUUCCCACUUACAUCUUUCUCUCCCUUUUAUCCCUUUCCACUUCGUCCGAAUACAAAUUUCAGUGUGCCGGUCAUUCUCAUUUCUCAGUUCUUCCCAAUCGUUACUCACGUUCGGAACUAUCGUAACAUUUUACGGCGCGUUGCGAUCAAAUCAAAGUGUCGCGAGUUUCGUUGGUCCGGCCGGUUAAGUGAAGACUGCAAGCGGUAUCGAAUCUUAAAAUGGUUUUUACACAAUUGAUGGAGUACCUGUUGAGUGGAAAAAAAAUGUCUGCCGACUCUUCCGCGCCGACAAAUUCGAAAGAAGAGCCGCGAGAACCGGCUUCCGUUUCCAACAAGUGUGAUCACGACGAAAAUAAGGAGAAUGAGCCACCCACGUCCGAUCAGCGACUCUGGCAAAAAGGGCCCGAAAAAAUUCUUCGGAGAAUUUCAUCCACAAACCUGGAUCGAACUGAACAAGAGGAAGCGGAACGCAAGAAGAACGCAAAGGCUUGGCGGCUUCGGAUGGAUAAUCUUCGGAAAUUGGAGGAUACUAAAACGUUGAUGGCAGUUGAAUUGCUGAUAGAAGCGGACUUUGCAGGCAUCAAGUAUCGUUUCGAGAGCACAAGGCUGGAUUCCUUCCGCGAUUGCUGGCCUGUAAAGUUCAUAGACCCCAAAAAAUUAGCGGCCGCCGGUUUCUUUUAUACUAAAAAGAAAGACAAGGUGAGAUGCUUCGCGUGCACGUGUCCCCUGUCUGAGUGGAAAGAAGGCGACGACCCUAUAGUGAAGCACAAAAAAUGGUCUGAUGCUGGAUAUUCGUGUAAAUUCGUCCGCAAUCUUCCUUGCGGAAACGUACCGAUCGACGCUGAUCCCAGCACGAUUCUCAGAGCGUCGGAACCGAACGAGAUCAAAAUUAUGAUAUUAUCCGACCCAGAUAUACUAGUCGGCGGUCUGCAGACGGAGAAAGACGUAAACUCUGAUAUCUACUACAAGAUUAAUAACGACGAAGAAAUUACAGUAUUCUGGGACUCUGAGACGAAGUUUACCGCCAAGCACAGCCACAUGUUGGGCUCGAUUAUUCCCACAUACGCUUCCUAUGAACGGAGAUUACGCUCCUUCGACGCAUGGCCCGGCGAAACAGGUCAAAAGAAGGAGGACUUGGCGGCCGCCGGUUUCUUUCAUCGCAAAGACCUUCUUACAUCUUCCGAUGAUCAUCACACGAUGUGCUACUACUGCGGGGGAUGUUUAAAGGCCUGGAAACCGACGAGCGAUCCUUACGACGAGCACGCUAAAAGAUUUCCGAAAUGCAGAUUUAUCAACAAACUAUUUCAUCAACAAGCAAAUGGACAGUUGGUGAAGAAAGACGACCUGUGCACAUCGUCCACGGAACAGUUGCAGAAGAAAGACGACGACAUGUACUGUCAUGUACAUAUCAUCCACGAUCCACGGAACAAUUAAAGAAAAAAAACGACCUAUGCAUAUCACCCACGGAAUUGAAGAAUGAAAACAACCAGAUGCGGUAUUAAUCGAGGGGUUAACCACUAUGGGAAUCGUACAUUUUUUUUAGAAAAUAUAUUGCCAGUAUUGCGGCAAUACAAUACUAGCAAUUAACAAUACACUAUCAAUAGCAAUAUCUAGCAAUACAUUAGCAAUACUUGGCAAUAUUGUGCAAUAGAUAGGCAGUACGUAAAUUAAUAGAUGGCAAUAUUACUAAUAAUACAAACGUAAUACAAUAGCAAUACUAGUGUAAUAAAGUGUAUUGUUUAUUAUCAUAAUUGGCAAUCACUGUACAUUUCUUUAGUGGUUGACCCCUCGGUAUUAACGCACCCUCGAUUGCGAUUUUUUCAUUAUACUGCUUGUAUCGAUUGUACCAAGAUUUUGAAGAUUUCUUUUUUAGUCAUAUUCAUAAAAAUUAUUUAUAAUAAUCUGGUCAAGAAACGCUUAAUGACAUAACUCAUUAGCGAGUCAAUCUAUUGAGUGAUGUUUUGUACACUAAUUUUUACGUUUGAAAUUAGUGAGAUUUUAUACAGUAAUUAUAAAAGCCCAUCUAAGUCGCAAACGCGGAUAUUUCUCUUUUUCUUUUUUUUUUACGUUUCUUUCUUUUCUUCGCGUUUGCGUUUGCAUUUGUGUUGUAUGUUUGCGACUUAUGUAGAUGGGGCUUAACAGUAAACCUAAGAUUAAUUAAGUGUCGCUUUUACUAUCGUGAGUCGUCUGUGAUAUUUUAUCAGUUGUCGACUGUAUUAAUAAUUAGUAGUCAGUAUUAUAGCCAAUGAUGUCUACUUAAAUAUUUAAGGUAAAUGCAAUAUAUUUUGUAGUAAUGUAUUAUAUUACAAAUUAACAAUUACACUGUGU
Molecule: messenger RNA, 2409 nt
Organism: Wasmannia auropunctata (little fire ant)
Lineage: Eukaryota; Metazoa; Arthropoda; Insecta; Hymenoptera; Formicidae
Product: apoptosis 1 inhibitor-like
Exons: 2
Coding region: 301-1515 (404 amino acids)
Biological process (GO): negative regulation of apoptotic process; regulation of cell cycle; positive regulation of protein ubiquitination
Cellular component (GO): nucleus; cytoplasm
Molecular function (GO): cysteine-type endopeptidase inhibitor activity involved in apoptotic process; ubiquitin protein ligase activity
Source: RefSeq, a predicted model, not a curated record